Molecule: messenger RNA, 1203 nt
Organism: Triticum turgidum subsp. durum (durum wheat)
Lineage: Eukaryota; Viridiplantae; Streptophyta; Magnoliopsida; Poales; Poaceae
Source: the annotation of a GenBank genome assembly
AUGGCCAUGGCGAUGUCAACCGGCGACCGUGUCGUCAAGAGCAAUCUCGUCACCGGUCUCCUCCGGUUGAGCGGGACCACGCCGACGAUGACGGCAGCACCAGCGGUGGCGCCGCCCGCGUGCCUGCUCGGAAACGGCACCAAGACCGUGGUGCUCGAAGUCGACGCGCUGCUCCUCAAGUCUUCACCGCCGUCGGCCGCGACGCUGUUCCCGCCUUUCUUCCUCGUCGCCGUCGAGGCCGGCAGCUUCGCCCGGGGCCUCCUCCUGCUCGCGCUCUACCCGUUCCUGCACCUCAUGACGCACGCGAUGUGUGUAGAGGCCAUGGUCAUGGUCAGCUUCUGCGGGCUGCGGCGCGACGAGGCGGCGAGGAUCGGCAGGGCCGUGCUGCCCAAGUACUUCUCUAAGGAGGCGACGCGCGUGGAGGCGCUGGGGGAGGCGAGGGAGGCGGCGACGGGUGAGGUGAAGGCGGCGGCGGUGAGCAGGUCGUUCCCGACGGUGAUGGUUGAGGCGUUCUUGAAGGAUUACGCGGGUUUCGACGCGGUGAUCGGCAGGGAGGUCAAGGGGGGCUACGGAUACUUCGCCGGUGUAAUGGACGACGGGGAGACUGGCGCCUCGGGCGGCCGGCUCUACGCGUGCAACCACCGCACGCUCCUCGACCCGAUCGCCAUCUCGAGCGCGCUCGGAAAGCCCGUGUUCGCCGUGACGUACAGCCUGAGCCCCCUGUCGGAGCUGCUCUCGCCGAUCCCGCUGCUGCGCCUCACCCGCGGCCGCGACGAGGACCGGCGCCGCAUGUCGUCGCUGCUGGAGCGGGGCGACGUGGUGGUGUGCCCCGAGGGGACGACGUGCCGCGAGCCGUACCUGCUCAGGUUCAGCCCGCUGUUCGCCGAGCUCGCCGACGAGGUGAGCCCCGUGGCGGUGGACGAGCGCUCCACCAUGUUCUACGGCACGUCGACGUCGCCGGGCGCCAAGUGCUUCGACUCGGUCUUUUUCCUGAUGAACCCACGGCCGGAGUACUCCGUCCACUUCCUGGAGCCCGUGCGCACGGACAACCCGCGUGGCAGCAUCGAGGUCGCGAACCAGGUGCAGGGCGUGCUGGCCGGCGCUCUCGGGUUCACGCCGACGGCGCUGACGAGAAAGGACAAGUACUUGCUGCUCGCUGGUAAUGAGGGGGUCGUGUCGACCAAGACAAGCAAAGUCAUCUAG